UCUGACAGACCAUAAGAAAGUUCACCCCACAACCACAACUCCCACACUUUGUAUCCCGCUCUUCAGGCUCACCCGAUUCGGAUACCUAAAAACAAAAAAACUUAUUAUUUUUGGGGGAAGUUCAAACUUUUAUUAUAACAUGGAAAAAGAAAUAAGGCAUCUUAUCUCUGUUUGGAUAUUUCUUGUUAAAAUCUUUGGAGUUUUUUCCUCUGAACCAACCACAGAUACAUUUGUAAACAGCACCACAGCUCCUCUGCCGACCACCACAGAAUGGAUCGCAGACUACACUGACAUACUGUCUAAGUUUUCCCGACGCACUGAAGAGAUCCCAGAUGAGGACAUGUGUUACAUUGAGCCUGGCAAACCUGAGACCAUCAAAGAAUGUGAAUUCAACAAUGAGACACAGACUUUCAUUAUUAUACAUGGCUGGACGGUCACAGGGAUGUAUGAGAGCUGGGUUGCCAAGCUGGUGACCGCCCUGUAUGAGCGUGAACCCAAUGCCAACGUGAUUGUUGUAGAUUGGCUGAACCGUGCCAGCCAGCAUUACCCCACCUCUGCUGCCUACACCAAACUAGUCGGACGUGAUGUGGCCAAAUUUGUUACCUGGCUACAAAAUGAGCUGCAGUUGCCCUGGGACAAGAUUUAUCUGCUGGGUUACAGUCUGGGAGCACAUGUGGCUGGAAUUGCCGGCGCCCUCUCCGAUAAGAAAAUCAGCAGGAUCACAGGUUUGGAUCCAGCAGGCCCCACGUUUGAGCAUGCAGAUGACCAGAGCACAUUGUCCCGAGAUGAUGCCCAGUUUGUAGAUGUGCUUCACACAAACACCAGGGGCUCUCCAGGACGCAGCAUCGGUAUCCAGAGACCCCUUGGCCAUAUCGACAUAUACCCAAAUGGAGGUGCCUUCCAACCGGGAUGUGACAUCCAGAACACCCUGCUGGGAAUUGCAUCCGAGGGGCUCAGGGGACUGCAGAACAUGGACCAGCUUGUCAAGUGUUCCCAUGAACGCUCCAUCCACCUUUUCAUCGACUCUCUGGUCAACCUGAACCAGCAGAGCAUGGCCUUCCGCUGUAACUCUAAAGAUGCCUUCAACAAAGGCCUGUGCCUGAGCUGCAGGAAAAACCGCUGCAACAAACUGGGCUACAAUGUCAACAAAGUCCGCUCAACACGAAGCACCAAGAUGUAUCUGAAGACCAGAGAUAUGAUGCCCUACAAAGUCUUCCACUACCAGGUGAAGGUUCACUUCUUCAGCAAGGACAAACUUAGCUUCACAGAACAACCCCUAAAGAUUUCACUGUAUGGCACCCACGGAGAGAAAGAAGACAUCCCCUUUGUCCUGCCUGUCCUAAAUGAAAAUGCCACCCAGUCUUUCCUCAUCACCAUCGACGCAGAUAUCGGGGACCUGAUGAUUGUCAAGCUGCGCUGGGAGAAGGAUAGCCUCCUCAGCUGGAACUGGUGGGGCAGCAGCAAGUUCCACAUCCGUAAACUGCGCAUCAAGUCCGGGGAGAGGCAGUCAAAAGUGGUCUUCAGAUCAAAGGAUGGUGAGUUUGCAUACCUUGUUCGGGGUGGAGAAGAUGCAGUGUUUGUUAAGUCAAAAGAAGACAACCGCAAAGAGAAGCUGAUCCACAAAAUGAAAACUGAGGGUAGCCAGUUUGGGCAAGACAUACAGGCAUAAAUUUGCACUUAAAAAAACGUUGAUUUACGCCAUUCGCUUUUUCAAUCGUGACCAAAGAUGGACUAAACUACUGUGAGAUUCUACACGAAAAUCAACUCUUUGGGGACUCUCACAUUUCCGCAUUUCUGCCAUACAAUUAAACCUAUACAACCUCACCCAACACCAUCAUUAACAGUAAAAACACUGCUGCUGAAGAUAGAAUACAUUAUCUUUAUAGAGGAUGUCCUAACUAAUUGUAUUCUUUUAUAGCUUUUGCCGCAUAUUUUUGUUUUGUAAUAUUGUCUUGCUUUUAUAGUCUUUCUGUUUGUAUGUUUCUGCUGCCUGCGUGAACUUGGAAUUAUUUUAGUGUAAAUAAUUUGGAGUGACAGGCAUAAUUUUGGCACAUCUUUUGGUGAAUAUGAUUUGAUUUUUUCUGUUUCUUCUGACCACUAAUUGCCAACAAUCAACAGGGACCAAAGAAGUAUUAAGUCUACUGAAGAGAGAUUUGCUCUGGUUCUUUGUAAAUAGACUUGUGAAAUCAGUAUUAUAUAUUUUUAAUGUUAAACUGUGAUCUGAUUAAUUAUGCGUUGGUUUUGUGUCACUGGUCACUUUAGAAGGCUCUUCUGGCCCUGACACCAUUUAAUAGAUUACAGUUGAGGUGCAGAGAUGUGCAUUUAUGUUUUUGUACCUUUAGUCACUUUGAAUCUAUUCUAACUGUGACUUUCACUGACAAAUUGGUCAAAUGUGUAACUACUUCUGUCACCAAUAAUGAAUGCUCUUUUUAAGGUCAAACAUUUUGCUUCCAAUAAACUGUCUCUGUAAUAUGUAAUGGACUGGCCUGCCUUAAGCCAUAAUGCAUCUCCAGAAACACCCUUUUGUAUUUAUUAAAUGUACAGAACAAAUCUAUAUUUGUAUAUUAAGCUGUAAUAUAUUUUGCCAGUUUCUAUUGUUAAAUGUAUUUGUUUUCCAACUGAAGCAUUUUGUGUUUUAUGCACAAAACUUAAGAAAGCGUGAUCACAUUGGUCACAAUGUCAGCUGCGCAUUCAUUUGUCUGAAAUGAAAUGCAGUGCACUGUACAAAUAGAGGGUCCAAGAUGGAUUAAUAAACAAAUCAUUUAGAAUCCCAA
Messenger RNA from Boleophthalmus pectinirostris (great blue-spotted mudskipper), 2774 nucleotides. It is a transcript of the gene lpla, whose product is annotated as lipoprotein lipase a. The transcript has 10 exons. Gene Ontology annotation, biological process: lipid metabolic process. The coding region runs from base 140 to 1669 and encodes 509 amino acids. Gene Ontology annotation, molecular function: lipoprotein lipase activity; apolipoprotein binding. The record is from RefSeq and is a predicted model, not a curated record. Lineage: Eukaryota; Metazoa; Chordata; Actinopteri; Gobiiformes; Gobiidae.